AUGACGACAGAAAAGGACGAUAGACAAUCCAGAGUAGGAAUAAUUAACUGGAUGAGAGCCAACUUCGAUGAGGCAAGAACGGAGCUGGGCCAGAUAGACUGGAACGAAAGAUUGAUGGGUAAAUCUAUAGCUGAACAAUGGGCUACUGUCAAAAACGAAUUGGUCCAGGCACAGUCAAGGCACAUUCCAUUGAAAGGGAAAGAAGUCCUGGUUUUUGAUUUGGACAAAUUUACUUUUACAAAGAGGUACAACUACACUUUCUCUUAUUAUUACUUUAAAUCUGUCGGAUUCUUGAAGCUACAAACCAGUGUAUUUCCCAUUGCAUUCUCCUGCCGCCACCAGUCUAAAGUAUCAAUAUACCCAAAGGGAAAUAGUUUGAGUCAGUCGAAGGUGAUAUUUGAAGAUAAUGCACAAAAUAGUGCUGAAUCUGCCGGGUUACAGAAACAAGCUCGUUUGAGUGCGAGUUCUAUAAAUACUCCCGGAACUUUUAUUUUUAAGUUGUUGUCAGAAGCAGCCGCUUUGCGACCGAAAAUUCCUUCUUUACCCAUUCAAGCAGAAGAUGACCAGUUCCAAUCUAAAGGAGCUGCAGGCUGCUCUUUCGGUGAGAAAGUGUACGCUCUCCGGGAUACCUGGCACCCAGACCUGGGACAGCCCUUCGGAGUCAUGCAUUGUGUCGUUUGCCAUUGUGAGCCGCAAAGAAAUCGAAGAGGUAAAGUUAAUGGCAAAGUAAGCUGCAGAAAUAUUAAACACGACUGUCCCGAGCCUGCUUGUCGUGCCCCCAUCUUGCUGCCUGGACAUUGCUGCAAAACCUGCCCGAAAGAGAGCGCCAGAAAUCACGAGAAGAAGCCUGAGCAGAUAUUCGACGGAUUUGAAUAUUUUCCGCUUGAAAAAGAGGACAAUUUGCAAAAAAGUCACAAUGAUCGCUCUUACAUCAGCUCUGAGGAUAUUUCAAUGGAUGACAGCAGAACAGAUUUUGUAGCUUUGCUCACGGAAACAUCUGGACAAUCGCCUGCAUCCAAAGGAGUGGCCAAAGGUCGAUUUACUCUAGUCAGAUCCAACCUCAUAUUCGCCAUUCAUUAUGAAAGACUUAGCCGUCCUAUCAGGGUUAGCUUUCGGGACCGUGAUGGUACGGUUUUAUUUGAACAUCCUGUCCACAAGACAUCUUCACCACAAAGCAAUCUGAUCUGUGGCAUGUGGAGGAAUGUGCAUAAACCUUACAUCAAACUCCUCAAGUCUGAUCAGCUCCACGUUGCUCUGAUGACACAGCCCCGGCCACAUGCUGGCAUCCGAGGCAAGAUUGUCAAACAUAGGGCACUUUUUGCUGAAACAUUUAGUUCUGUUCUGACCUCAACUGACCUUGAUCGCUCAGGACUUGGUGGUAUUGCUAUGCUGACACUCAGUGACGUUGAGAAUAACUUGCACUUCAUCAUUAUGUUUGAGGGGUUGCUGAAGAGGAGUGAAAAAGACCGCAGCAUGGUGCCAGUGCGAGUGCAGUUGCUGUACAGAAACAGACCACUGAGAGAAGUCAGAGCCAACAUAAGCACCCAUGACUCUGAUUUUGGUGAAGUACUGACUGAUCUCAGCAACAAGGAGAUGUUCUUGCUUUCACGUGGCCAGCUAGAAAUUGCCCUAGAGACUGAGGGCAGAAAUCCAGAUCGUAUUUCAGGAUUCAUCACAGCCAAGAAAACAUGUGAUACUAUUCAGAGUGUGCUUUCAGGUGGAAAUGCUCUUACACCAACUAAAACUGGUGCUGUUGGCUCAGCAAAAUUUAUUUUGCAUGAUAAUGGCACCCUAGAAUUCCAGGUACAAGUAGCCGGCACAGCCAGUGAAAUCAUAGGACUCACAAUUGAAACUAAACCUCGGCGAAAGAACAAACGUAAUAUUUUGCAUGACAUAACUUCUGACUACAGGAAUAGUUUUGCAAUUGGAGUUAGCGAUAGGCUAAAUGCUAGAGACAUUCAUAUGCUGUUGCAGAAUGAGCUUUUCAUCAACGUUGCAACGAAGGAGUAUGAAGAGGGAGAGUUAAGAGGACAAAUCAAUUCUUUACUCUAUAGUGGUCUUCAAGCAAGAUACUAUGAGCUUCCAAUUCCUCUAGCUGGACAAUUUGUGGUGCCUCCCAUAAAGACUGGUUCAGCAGGACAUGCAUGGGUGUCCUUGGAUGAACAUUGCCACCUACAUUAUGAGAUAGUUGUGGCUGGGCUUAGCAAAGCUGAAGAUAUCACCAUUAAUGCACAUCUCCACGGGUUUGCUGAGAUUGGGGAAAUGGAUGAUAACAGUGGGGAGCACAAGCGCCUCCUCAAAGGCUUUUAUGGAUCAGAGGCUCAAGGUAUAUUAAAGGAUAUCAGCACUGAACUUCUGAGACAUCUUAACAGAGGAACUGCAUUUAUUCAAGUUAGCACAAAACUUAAUCCCAAAGGAGAGAUACGAGGGUCGGUGCUGAUUCAAAACCAGUGCGAAUCGAAAGGAUUUGUUAUACCUAAGGAACCCAAUUAUGAAGAUAGUCUCUUUCAGGAAAUUAAACCUGAUCCAGUGGAGUUGAAGAAAGAUCCAAAUUCUUGUUUUUUUGAAGGGCAGCAGCGAGCACACGGGUCUCAAUGGGCACCAGACUAUGACAGGAAAUGCUCCAUCUGUAGUUGCCAGAAAAGGACUGUGAUAUGUGACCCUAUCAUAUGCCUUCCUCUAAACUGUUCAGAAAUCAUUCGUGUUGAAGAUAAAUGCUGUCCUGUUUGCAAAGGGACUAGGGAGAAUGAGGAGUUGAAGGAAAUUAAGAGAUCAAAUGAAGCUACAAUUAUUCUGACGAACUAUCGAUCUCAUGUUUCAGGCUGCUAUUUUGAUGGGGACAAGAAAUGGCAUCCUGCUGGGACAACCUGGCAUCCAUUUGUACCACCCUUUGGCUAUGUGAAAUGUGCAGUCUGCACCUGUAAGGGAGCAACUGGGGAGGUUCACUGUGAGAAGGUUCAAUGCCCUCAUCUGUCUUGUAGCCAACCUGUUAGAAGGAAUGCAUCAGACUGCUGCAAAGAAUGUCCAGUUACAGAGAUUACCCCUUUUGACCAUACAGACAUGAUGCAGGCUGAUGAGCCGAGGCCCUGCAAAUUUGGGCGUCAUAUAUACACGAACAAUAAUAAAUGGCAUCCUGAAGUUCCUCCGUUUGGGGAAAUGAAAUGCAUUACUUGCUGGUGUGAUGAAGGAUCCACAAAGUGUCAACGAGAGAAGUGUCCAGUUCUAAACUGUGAGAACAUUGUAAAGCGACAACAAAAGUGUUGUCCAGAGUGUGAAGAUUUGUCUUCAUAUUAUGAUGAAGAUGGAGAGAAAUUAAAAGGCCAAAAGAAGGGGAAGAGCAGCUGGGAUUCUGAACCAUAG
Molecule: messenger RNA, 3360 nt
Organism: Carcharodon carcharias (great white shark)
Lineage: Eukaryota; Metazoa; Chordata; Chondrichthyes; Lamniformes; Lamnidae
Gene: chrd
Product: chordin
Exons: 27
Coding region: 1-3360 (1119 amino acids)
Molecular function (GO): protein binding
Source: RefSeq, a predicted model, not a curated record